CGCCAUCUUGUGGUUUGCAGACAGAAUGGCAGCGCUGGGUUUGAUUGGGAAUGUCUGGCUGCCUUGAGUUGCUCGACUUCGGUACAUCGUGGAGAGAUGGCGAUGGCGUCGCUGUCAUCUCCUCUAAGAGUCUGUAGAGGAAUAUUGAAAGAGUUACGUAUCAUUCAAGGACCGGGUUUCAAACAGUCGCUUGCUUAUAACUACGUCAUAGAUCAGUUUCGCAAGAAUAAGGUUACAGGGGAAAGGUACUGCAGGGCCCAGCAGGAGGCGCACCACGCCUCGCUCACAUACCUGUGUUUGCUGACGUCCACCAGGAACCACCUGGCCCUCCAUAACCUCUACCAUGGCAAGGGAGAGCGCAGCCCAGAAGAAGUGGCGGGCCUGGUGGGGCUCAGGCUGCCCACGCAGCCAGGAGGGAAAGGCUGGGAGAAGUAGAGACAGAGGGAAAGUCAGUCGGCGGGAGAAAAUCAGGAAACUCCUGGAAUUAAAUGGACAGUGGAUGGAUGGGCUGCCUUCGUGUAAUAUAAACUCCGGAGUUCGCUGGUUAUGGCAUUGUGGACUGAGGGAGCUUGUUCUUCAUUCUCCUGAGCAAUCGUUUGAAACGAGGGGAAAAAAUGUGAACUGAUUAAAUAAAAAAUUUAAAAGUCAGCUAAAAUAUAAAACUUGUUCAAACCUUUGUAUUCAACAGCAGCACCUCAAAAACAUUGAAUAUCCCAUUAUGUGGUCUCAUUUAAAGUCAAUCCUAUAAACGUUAAUUAAUACUUGACUGUGUAAAUAAAACUUUAGUUCUUUUUAAGUUGUGUGUAAAUGUGUGCAUGAACAAACAAGCUAAAAUAAAUGACCAUCAAUAUUUAGCUAGUUGUCCAUUUUAUUUGGCUUUCAAUGCCAAUAUCUCAAUGUGAAAUUGAGUUUUAGGAUAUAACCUCAAACUCUUUUUUGGCAACAAAAAUAAAAAUAUGCAUAUUUCACUCA
This is a messenger RNA of Poecilia reticulata (guppy), 972 nucleotides long. It is a transcript of the gene fmc1, whose product is annotated as formation of mitochondrial complex V assembly factor 1. The record is from RefSeq and is a predicted model, not a curated record. NCBI's taxonomy places the organism in Eukaryota, Metazoa, Chordata, Actinopteri, Cyprinodontiformes, Poeciliidae. Gene Ontology annotation, cellular component: mitochondrion.